Cephus cinctus (wheat stem sawfly) is the source of this 2021-nucleotide messenger RNA. Its product is annotated as selenoprotein M. The record is from RefSeq and is a predicted model, not a curated record. Lineage: Eukaryota; Metazoa; Arthropoda; Insecta; Hymenoptera; Cephidae. The transcript is spliced from 3 exons. Gene Ontology annotation, cellular component: endoplasmic reticulum lumen. Gene Ontology annotation, molecular function: oxidoreductase activity. The coding region runs from base 223 to 570 and encodes 115 amino acids.
UGAUUAAAGUACUGCAUUUGACUGAAAUACUGGGAUAUUUUUAUUGUUAGGUUGAAGUUAAGAGCUGAUUCUUAUUAACAAAGGUCAACAAAUAAUUCUAUUCAAAUGUGUACGUGGCUGACUAACAAAUUCUUAGAUGUACGUCAAAAAUUAUACACUUGUUCAAAUAAGUAGGAUUUUUGCUUAUGGUAGGUGGUGACUUCCGCUAGUAAAAAGGUAAAUAUGGCACCUUCCAAUAUUGUAGUUUUCGCGCUCGUCCUUUUCGCUGCAAUUUCUUUGGGAAAUACAGAAAGCAGCAAAUAUGCAUUUGCAAGAGUCGAAAGUUGUAGAGGUUGCAGCUUAAAUCGGCUUCCUGAAGUCAAAAAAUUUGUCUUCGAGGAUCUGCCUCUGUAUGAAAAUAUAGAAUUCAAGCCUAUACCUGGAGCAAUUCCAGAACUUAUACUUCUAAAUGAAAAUGAGGAAGAAGUGGAAAGGCUACAGCUAUCACAAUUGAAUCGUGAGGAGUGCAAUGAACUUCUCAGCUCCAAGGGCUUUACAAAAUCCUCUAAAACUAUCAAGGAUGAAAUAUAGAUAAUGCAUUCAAUCAGUACAUAAAUAAUUCAUAUUUGGGAUGUAUAAAUACUGGAUCUGUAAAUUUAGGAUCUGUAAAUACUUUACAUGAUUUAUAAAACUCUAUAAACAUCCAAUUUGUUAUCACAGGACUAAAAGUCUGUUCUCUGACUGAUUCAGUACCAACGUACUUAUAAUAUGACAUCGAAGCAUAUAACACUGUUAUUUUUUAAAUUUGCACAAAUUCUCAAAUUAAUAUACCCUCCCAGGAUAACAAUUUAAUUUGUCUAUGGUCAAAUUUGUAUUCAUACUAUAUGUACUGAACUUAAGCUUGUAUAUGCAGAUCGACAAAAAUCAUGUCCUUUAUGUUAUUUAAAACUGUACUUAGUACAAUAUUCUCUGUGUGUUAAGUAUAUAUUACCUUAUACUCAAUUUCUUAAUCAUUACUUAUAUUUGAACAAACAGAAUAAUCUUACAAUACAGAUUCUCUACUAGACAACAGUCCAAGACAAAAUGCAUAACACUUGCACACAAUUCUAGAAAUAAAUAAAGGGGAUAAUAAUGAAGAGAAAGAAAUCGAAAUGGUGGCUUAAAUGUACACACGAGUCUGCACAUAGCAAAUAACGUAGGGGCCCUUCAACGCACAAAUCGCUGUUUUUUUGUUGACCUAUUAAUACGUAGUUGAGGUGAGUGAAUACUCACCCCUUUGGAGCUGCAAUCUGUGAUACAACUGCUAGAACCGCAAUGUGAAAGAAUCAUCCAUUGUGGCAUGCUUGGGCUGCCUUAAACAAUAACAGUUCAAUGUAUAACUACAGAUUUCAAUAAGGUUUUACUUGCAAUUCUAAACAGCUAAUCCGAAAUGGCAGAAAUAAUUUGACUUUGAAAAAGAAUCACAUUGCUUAUUCAUAUGCACAAUGUUCCUUUUUCUCAGUCUUGUUUUGGAGCGAUUUUAUAUUAUUCUUUCUAUUGCUGCUACCACUGUAUUACUAUUAUUUACCUCGUAUAUAUAUUUUGUUUCAAAUUGUUAACUUUAUCAUGACUAUUAUUCAAUAGGGUAGCCCCGUGCUUGUUCGAUGUGCCUCUGCACAACGAUAUUUCCGCCCUGUCUCUUUCUCUCCCAAAAUUUCUAUUGGAAUAAACUACUCAAAUCACAUACCAGCACAAUAAGGAAACGGGUGAAUUAUAUAGACACCUGGAGGGAUAAAUUAAAGAGAAGAAGAGUUCUCGUUGUCGUCACAAUGACGAUUCUACGAUUAAGAUUGUUAAAAGUUAUUCAAUAUACAUAUGUGGAAAUAGAAUAGCGACUACUGUACUUCUAUCGAUCUUUGUAUACAAUGAUUUUUGAGACAUGUCCAAUCAUAUUGAAUGUAAUAAUUAACAUAUGUCGAACGAAUUAGCAUGUUUUGUAUGUCUCUUGCGAAACUUGCUGGCCUUAUGUACUGUCCGUUAAUAAACAAUCUAAUCUUACCUUA